AUGCCGCCGGGAGGAUGCAGCGUAACAACCCGAGCCGUGAGACAUUUCUGCUGAGAUAAGUCUGCUUCCGAGAUGAAUCACAGUGCAAUUUAGACACCAAAGAAGAAGAAGAAGAAACUCAUCAGCUGCAUCAUUUUCAACUUGAUCCGGGAGUGUUGGAGUCGUCUGCGUGGAUCUCUAGAAGUUGGACUGUCUGAAAUGUUAAUGCCAUGACUCUUGACUUUGGACAAGAUUUCCAGCGCAGUGCAGCCAGUGUGCAGUGUUUUAGCAACAAAAAGGUAGACUUCAUUUUUAGCCCGGAUUGUAAUUGUUUGAUCAACAUGUGGCAUUUAAAGAUAAGGCAUCAAUCUGGUGCCAUGGAGAGGUAUUGAUCCCAGAAGAACCCAUGGGUGCUGCUUAUUAUUCACAGUAAUGGAAUGAAGACGCUCUCCAGAUAUGAUGGAUGAUAGAUCCAGUAAGCUCAUCUUGGUUCCUAUUUUAGCGGUGCUUUUUGUUAUGAUAGGUUACCAGUACAUAUGCCCCGCUGGAAGCAACUCGUGCCACUUUAAGGCUGGGGAGAAAUUAAGAGGGGUGAGCCUACUUUCCACCCCGUACGUGGACAGCGAUGAUUUCUACCGAGAUCAAGACCUGGAGGAUGACAACCCGCCUAAAGUGCCGUCAAAAUUCAACUUCACAGAGAGAGACCUGGACAGACACGUGGAGUUCAACAUCAAAGGGGACGACGUGAUAGUGUUUCUGCACAUCCAGAAGACCGGAGGAACCACUUUCGGGAGACACUUGGUGAGGAAUAUCCGCUUGGAGCAGCCGUGCGACUGCAAGCCUGGGCAGAAGAAAUGCACGUGCCACCGGCCAGGGAAAGAGGAGUCGUGGCUCUUCUCCCGGUUCUCCACCGGCUGGAGCUGCGGACUGCAUGCAGACUGGACCGAGCUAACGAACUGUGUACCUGUCAUUAUGGAUAAGAAGGAAGCCCAGAGGAAUAAAAGGAACUUUUACUACAUCACCAUGCUGCGUGACCCGGUCUCCCGCUACCUGAGCGAGUGGAAACACGUCCAGCGUGGAGCCACAUGGAAGACUGCCCUCCAUAUGUGUGACGGGCGCUCGCCCACCCAGGACGAGCUGCCCAACUGCUACAACGGAGACGACUGGUCCGGUGUCACCCUGACGGAGUUUAUGAACUGCCCGUCCAACCUGGCAAACAACCGUCAGGUGCGAAUGCUGGCUGACCUGAGCCUGGUUGGCUGUUACAACCUGUCCUCCAUGAACGAGAGCCAACGCAAUCACAUCCUCCUGAGCAGCGCCAUGAGCAACCUGAAGAACAUGGCUUUCUACGGGCUCACCGAGUUCCAACGCAAGACGCAGUACCUGUUUGAGCGGACGUUCAGCCUGCGCUUCAUCGCCGCUUUCACGCAGAUCAACAGCACACGAGCCGCCAACGUGGACCUGAGCGAACCGGUGCGCAGACGCAUCGAGGAGCUCAACUUCCUGGAUGUGCAGCUGUACGAGUAUGCUAAGGACCUGUUCCUCCAGCGGUUCCAGUACAGCCGCCAGAGGGAGCACCAGGAGGUGCGCUUGAAGAGGCGAGAGGAGAGGCGCUGGCUGAGGGAGCAGAAAGAGCAGAGCAGGCCGCCCAAACACAAAGGGGGAGGGAACAGAGGGGGGAGGAGGGGAGGAGGGUUAGCGAAGGAGACUGAGGUGGACUUCCCCGCCACUACUGAGGACUACACAAGCCAGGUGGCUCGCUGGUGAGGCCAGGAGAGAGCUGUUAAAGAGAGAUUCCUCACAGACUGAUCAGAACAUUUCACUUGACUCUCUCUGUCUCUCUCUUUUUGCCUCACCGUUAAUCCGUCUCCUGCAUCCGUCUGUCUCUCAGCUUCAGUGUGAUCCGAGUGCUCUGCUGUCUCCUCAUGAAAACUGCCAAGUCUGUGAGUCUCACAGCAGUUCUGCCUUGGACUGCCCUUUGGUGUCUUAAAUCUUUAAAAACUGCAUUUUUGUCAUUAUUUUUUGCCUUUUUUAAUUUAUUUCAAGUUGAGCAGUUUAACUGAGGUAAAAGAAAAAAAAGGAUUCAAAGAAGCUGCCAUAGACUGUCGCUUUAAUUUUGACAUUCUCUGCAAAAUUCUUGGAUGUCAUUGAAUUUCUGUCUUUGUUUCAAAGAUGUAGUUAAAAGACUGAAGGUUGCAUGUCGCACAUCCACAAUAUACUGACAUUUGGGAAAAGUGAUUUCUAAAACAUAUACAGUUCUGUAAGCCAAAGUUAAUUAUAAAAAACACAAUGUAUUUAUUGUAUUUUUAUUUCUAAAAAAGCCCUCUCUUAGAUCAUGUUGUAUGCAUGCAGUAAACAUGUUUUAAAUCAAAUUAUGGAAGAUUAUCUGAUGCUCUUAAUUUGGUAACAGUCCAAUAAAUGUUAUUUUCUCAAAUGCAAUACAUUCUAGAUUGUGCAGAUGUAUUAUUUAUACCAGUGUUA
Cheilinus undulatus (humphead wrasse) is the source of this 2460-nucleotide messenger RNA. RefSeq names its product heparan sulfate 6-O-sulfotransferase 3b (gene hs6st3b). The record is from RefSeq and is a predicted model, not a curated record. The coding region runs from base 436 to 1746 and encodes 436 amino acids. Gene Ontology annotation, cellular component: membrane. The transcript has 2 exons. Lineage: Eukaryota; Metazoa; Chordata; Actinopteri; Labriformes; Labridae. Gene Ontology annotation, molecular function: heparan sulfate 6-sulfotransferase activity.